AUGGCCUCCAAGUAUGCGUUCAAUGCGGGGCUGAAGGAGCUGAGGUUCCUAUUCUGCCAGACCAGCGAACACAGCGCUGCGACACGGAGCUUCCUCCAGCGCAGCUAUCCCACCAUGAAGAAGCACAACCCGCACACGCCCAUCCUCAUCCGCGAGGCCCACGGCUUCGAGCCCACUCUGUUCGCAAGAUACAACUACGGAAAGGAGACAAAAGUCCCGCUAAAGGGCCUGGACGACAAGUCGAUCGAGCAGAAGGUCACCGAGCUCGUGCAGGCUUCGACCGCAUAG
Messenger RNA from Didymella exigua CBS 183.55, 288 nucleotides. Its product is annotated as NADH dehydrogenase, alpha subcomplex, subunit 2. Bases 1 to 288 code for a protein of 95 amino acids. The transcript is spliced from 3 exons. Lineage: Eukaryota; Fungi; Ascomycota; Dothideomycetes; Pleosporales; Didymellaceae. The record is from RefSeq and is a predicted model, not a curated record.